GUACACGGCUCUCGGUUGUUCAUCUCUCCUCGCGUCAAUGCUAUUGAUAUCAGCGGCUUGCAAUGUUAUGUAUACUCUCAAGCAAAGCCUCUUACACCGGCCACCAAUUGCCACCGUGGUCAUGACAUGAGGUUGCUGGACGUCCAAAUCUCGACGAAACGUCAAUUUGGAUCGUUCCCGCAGGCGUGGGAACCCAAGAUUGAGGGCCGAUGGUUAUUAGACAGGUCCGAGUACCACAGCACCACCAUCGACGCGGUUCACCACCACACAAACCCCAAUUUCUCCAACUCGCUUGUCGUCCCUUGCGUCUUGCGUCUUGCUUUUUGCCCUCUUGAGUGCGGCUCCGACUAA
This is a messenger RNA of Colletotrichum costaricense, 351 nucleotides long. RefSeq lists its product as uncharacterized. The record is from RefSeq and is a predicted model, not a curated record. Lineage: Eukaryota; Fungi; Ascomycota; Sordariomycetes; Glomerellales; Glomerellaceae. The transcript has 2 exons. The annotation marks the transcript as partial.